CAGCUCCUGACUAAUUUAGGCAAAAGGCAGCCUGGAGCUCUUUCCAUUCGUUGGGAACAGGUGCCAGAGCCUCCUCCCCACGACCUCCCCCCCGCCCCGCUCCCCGCCACGGGCCGCCUCCCCCGUGGCGGCCUCCAGGCUGCCGAGACCUAUAAAGGUGCCAGGUUUUCUCAAUGAAGCUGGGACGCGCUCCGGAGCGCACUGCCUGGUCGCGCCCAGCCCGGGCUGCCUUGGAAGUCGUCCCAGUCGCCCCUCUGCACCAGCAUGAAGCUCAUCGUGGGCAUCGGAGGCGUGACCAACGGCGGCAAGACCACGCUGACCGACAGCCUGCUGAGAGCCCUGGCCAACUGCUGCGUGAUCCACCAGGACGACUUCUACAAGCCCCAGGACCAAAUAGCAGUUGGGGAAGACGGCUUCAAACAGUGGGACGUGCUGGAAUCCCUUGACAUGGCAGCCAUGCUGGACACCGUGCAGGCCUGGCUGAGCAGCCCACAGAAGUUCGCCCGCGCCCACGGGGUUGGCGUCCAGCCAGAGGCCUCAGACACCCACAUCCUCCUCCUGGAAGGCUUCCUGCUCUACAGCUACAAGCCCCUGGUAGACUUACACAGCCGCCGCUACUUCCUGACCAUCCCGUAUGAAGAAUGCAAGUGGAGGAGAAGUACCCGCAACUACACAGUCCCCGAUCCCCCCGGCCUCUUUGACGGCCAUGUGUGGCCCAUGUACUGGAAGUACAGGCAGGAGAUGGAAGCCAACGGUGUGGAAGUGGUCUACCUGGACGGCAUGAAGUCUCGGGAGGAGCUGUUCCGUGAGGUCCUGGAAGACAUUCAGAACUCGCUGCUGAACUGCUCCCAGGAGGAGCUCCCAGCCCCAGCCCCCGCUUGCCCAGCCAGGCCCCAGGGACGCGGACAUGGAUGCGGCCACAGAACGGCCAGGCCUGCGGCAUCCCAGCCCGACACUGUGUGACUGUUUCCCUCUGAGGGGUUCUGUACGUAGGAAGGUGGAGGCCCCACUUCCAGUUGGGCUUCCCCAGGCUCCUGGACUCAGCCCCAAGACACCUCUGUGACCUCGCUGCGGCUUAAAUAUUAAACUGCGUCCUGUUUUUUUU
Molecule: messenger RNA, 1105 nt
Organism: Cebus imitator (Panamanian white-faced capuchin)
Lineage: Eukaryota; Metazoa; Chordata; Mammalia; Primates; Cebidae
Gene: NMRK2
Product: nicotinamide riboside kinase 2
Exons: 7
Coding region: 265-963 (232 amino acids)
Cellular component (GO): cytoplasm
Source: RefSeq, a predicted model, not a curated record